CUUGUCUUGUAUUCGUUUGGCCUCACUGGCUCUCGUCACCGUGCCUGGCAGACGCAGUUCGCUCGUACGCCAAAGGUGCUACAGUUUGACGCACACGUUUGCCUUGCCUGCCCACGACUUGUGCUAUGCAGAAUCUGCCUAUUGAACUGCCGGACCUCACGGUGCCGCCCAAGAUCCAGGUGCCACCAUCUAGUGAACUAAAGCGACUGACCGAGGAGCAGGCGUUCCUGCGCAUCUACCAGCUGCUGGUAGCGUACACCACGUUUGCCCAGCACAUGGCCAACACAAGCCAUGGUAUGGCGAGCUGCAGCGGCCACGCCAUCGCAGCGACCAGCAAGCGCAGCGCCGCGGGCGCCGCCACGGCCCUCCAGGUGGCGGCCAACAGCCAACGGAACGCCGACCAACUGCAGGAGCUUCGCUGCGACGUGCGACUGUCGAGCGCGGCGCACGGCAGCCAGGCGCAGUUCGCGGCGGCCGAUGCCAGCGCAGUGGGCCUCAUCCUGGACACGUACGCGGACUGCUCCAAACGCCUGCUGGCCCACUACAGCGUGGCAGUGGGUGUGCAGAAGCUUCUGCAUUCGGUGCACGGGUACCUGCUGCACUUGGUGCGCCUCAAGAGCCCCUACCCGGUAACCGACAACGCCGAGCCCCCCGAGGUCUUCGAGCAGGCCUCGUACUGAGCCUCAGUGCUGCUUCACUUGUGUCCCUCGCAAGCAAGGUGACUGGCCAAAGAGGUCCCCACCUCUCUCUGACCAAUAGUCGCCAGGAAAAAAAAAUGUGGCACAACUCCUAAUACAUGCCAAAUGUACGGCCACUAUCAACUGCAGUGUGCCAAACUAACGGCUACAGUCAGAUGGAAAAAGACUUUGUCGGCUUCGUAGCCCCUUUAUGACUCAAUAAAACAAGAGCGCUUUCG
Dermacentor albipictus is the source of this 916-nucleotide messenger RNA. RefSeq lists its product as uncharacterized. The record is from RefSeq and is a predicted model, not a curated record. Lineage: Eukaryota; Metazoa; Arthropoda; Arachnida; Ixodida; Ixodidae.